Messenger RNA from Notodromas monacha, 1028 nucleotides. NCBI's taxonomy places the organism in Eukaryota, Metazoa, Arthropoda, Ostracoda, Podocopida, Cyprididae. The record is from the annotation of a GenBank genome assembly.
UUCAAGCAUAGGCAUUGCCGAAUGAAGUAUAAGCGUUGAAUACCGUAUUUAUGAUCACUUGUCUUAGGAAACCCCAUGGAGACUAUUUGGUGGUCUGUUGUGAAGGCAAUGCAGGGUUCUAUGAAGUUGGAACACCCAACACUCCUUUGGAAGCAGGGUAUUCUGUGCUUGGCUGGAAUCACCCCGGUUUUGGGGGUUCAACCGGAUUGCCGUAUCCCGCUGAUGAGCAAGAUGCCAUUGACACUGUCAUGCAAUUCGCGAUCAAUGAGUUGAAGUUUCCGUUGGAUAAAAUCGUGAUUUUUGCGUGGAGCAUUGGGGGUUAUUCAGCAUCUUGGGCAGCGAAGCAGUAUCCUGAUGCCAGAGCUGUGAUUUUGGAUGCAAGUUUUGAUGACGUAGUGCCUCUUGCGUAUUCAAAAAUGCCGGAGGUACUUCAUCCAAUUGUGGAGAAAACUUUGAGGUCUCAUUUCGACUUGAACGUGUUGAAGCAGUUGAAAGAGUACAAAUCAGGGCCUGUUAUGUUCGUUAAAAGGUUGCGUGAUGAAAUAAUAUGCGUCGAACCCGGGAAUCAAGCGACUAAUCGCGGGAUCGAUUUGGCUCUGGGAUUUUUGAAGCACAGGUACCCGAAAGUGUUCAGAGGGGAAGCAUUGAAAGCAGCCAAGCGUUUCGCAGAAGCGAACAGUUCCUCAGAAGCUAGCCGAGUUGCAUCGAGUUAUCAGUAUCGCGAAGGCGACGCGGAAUUGGACGCUUUGAUCGGAGAUCACGUCCAGCAGAAAGGAGCGGACUUUCCUUCUCUCAUAGACGCUACGGAUGAUGCUUCGCGUAUCAAACUCGCGCUUCAUCUGUACAAGAAGCAUGUCGUCGAUUACGACAUGGAUCACUGCUCACUGUUACCAAAAGCAUUGUUCGUUUUGCCAUGGGAUUUUCGAGAAGCCGAAACUCCGCUGGUCGGUGGUGGACAGAAUGCUUAUUAUCUGCUACCUAAUGAGAAUUGUUCGUCGCAGUUGAAUGUUGAAUUUUUUGCGGCGUGA